AGGUUCCAUGUCCAGUACAAAGGAAAAGAAAAGGGGACUGAGGUCACAGUCUAGAAGAACACUGACAUUUAACAAACAAAGAACAUCCAGAGGAAGGGGAGCCCAGACAGGAAUAUGAGAAAACAGGAAAGCGAGUCAGUAGGAGUCUGGGAGCCAGGAAGUCCGACAAGUUCGAGAGAUCCGGCCUUCUGCAAAGAUAAGCUAUUGUCCAAAACUUUGCUUCAUUAUAGGAAAACCAAAGUCGACCACAAUUUCUAGGACCUUCUCAUUCUUGACAACAAUUCCCAGACCCCAGAGAGACCAAGGGUAUAAGCGGACAGGCACCACCGCUUCCGCUGCCGGAAAUACACACAACACCAAGACCUCCCAGUUGGGUUAUUUAGGCCCCACCCCCAACAAGCGAGCAUGCGCGGCUCCCUGCCCCAGCCCCUCCCUCUCAGGCCCACCCCCCCCUUUACGGAGCAUGCGCUGUCCUCCCUCGGUCCCGCCCCUCCCUUCCAGAGCCCUGGGUUCCUUAGAAACCAGGCGGCGUGUUCCCGGUGUCCGGGCGCUACCUUAUCGUACCCGCUCAACCGCACCAGUCUCUUUCAAAGCAGGCGGGUGGCUUCCGAGACCCGUCUGGACCCAUGGUUUCCGGUGCGGCGCGGAGCGGGCGAUGCCAGCGUGCCAGGAGCCAUGCUUGACCAGGAUGGUGGGAAGAUAAGCUCUAUGCUGGAGGCCCUUGUGAGGAGAUGAGGCGGUGAGCAGAGGCUGGGAUGAAGAUGCUGCCGGGAGUGGGCGUGUUUGGGACUGGCAGCUCAGCCCGGGUCUUGGUCCCACUGCUAAGAGCAGAAGGGUUCACUGUAGAGGCCCUGUGGGGGAAGACGGAGGAGGAGGCAAAGCAGCUUGCCGAGGAGAUGGACAUCACCUUCUACACCAGUCGCACUGAUGAUGUCUUGCUGCACCAGGAUGUGGACCUGGUGUGCAUCAACAUCCCCCCUCCGCUCACCCGGCAGAUAUCUGUGAAAGCUCUCGGCAUUGGGAAGAACGUGGUCUGUGAGAAGGCAGCAACCUCGGUGGACGCCUUCCGGAUGGUGACAGCCUCCCGCUACUACCCGCAGCUGAUGAGCCUGGUGGGGAAUGUGCUACGCUUCCUGCCUGCCUUCGUGCGCAUGAAACAGCUGAUUGCAGAGCAUUAUGUUGGCGCAGUGAUGAUCUGUGACGCCCGCAUCUACUCAGGCAGCCUGCUCAGCCCCAGCUAUGGCUGGAUCUGUGACGAACUCAUGGGCGGCGGGGGCCUGCACACCAUGGGCACCUACAUUGUGGACCUGUUGACCCACCUGACUGGCCGGAAAGCCGAGAAGGUGCACGGGCUGCUGAAGACCUUUGUGAGACAGAAUGCUGCCAUCCGUGGCAUCCGGCAUGUCACUAGCGAUGACUUCUGUUUCUUCCAAAUGCUCAUGGGCGGAGGAGUAUGCAGCACAGUGACACUUAACUUCAACAUGCCAGGCGCCUUUGUGCAUGAGGUCAUGGUGGUGGGCUCCACGGGGCGCCUUGUCGCUCGGGGAGCUGACCUCUAUGGGCAAAAGAACUCUGCCACACAAGAGGAGCUGCUAGUGAGGGACUCACUGGCCAUGGGCGCAGGGCUGCCCGAACAGGGGCCACAGGAUGUCCCACUGCUCUACCUGAAGGGCAUGGUCUACAUGGUACAGGCCUUGCGCCAGUCCUUCCAGGGGCAAGGGGACCGCCGCACCUGGGACCGCACCCCUGUUUCUAUGGCUGCCUCAUUCGAGGAUGGGCUCUACAUGCAGAGUGUGGUGGAUGCCAUCAAAAAGUCAAGCCGGUCCGGGGAGUGGGAGACUGUGGAGGUUCUGACGGAGGAGCCUGAUGCCAACCAGAACCUGUGUGAGGCACUUCAGCGGAAUAACCUAUGAGCCUGCAGUUGGGCUCCCUGCCACAGGGCACAGGGAUCAGGGAGGGAACAAUGAUGGAGGUACAGCUGGCGAUAGUAGACACAGUGUCAUUCAUUUAGUAAAUCCGCUUGGACUAGGGCUGAGAGAAGAUUGAAGGUGGCCCAGGGCAAUCUCCCUUGCGUCUGCUCAUUUACUCCUCAGACUUGCAGGACAGCGACACGCCUACUGCCACAGCCUAGACUAGCGUUGUGUACAGGGCAGAUCUGCUGCCACGCCUCUUCAUGGCUCUGCUCAUGAGUGGGACCAGUAAAACCCAGCUUGGGCUCCUCAACCUGAUCUGUGGUCUGACAGGAUGAAAAAGCCUAGAAAAGAGCCCCCUGGGCUGAGGUCUAGGAGAAAUGACAAGAAGCCUUGUUAUGUCCAUGCCCUCCUUGGGCACUGGGGCAUCUCAGGAACGGUGAGGCAACAAGUCAUCCCUCAGGGACCUCACCUGCUCUCCCAUCUGACCGCACCAGGCCGACCUGCACAGAGGAGGGUUUCUGUAUUCAGUGAGCUCAGGCUGUUGACUUAGGGCAGAGGGCCUCUGACUUGGCGGAGAGGAGAUAAGGGGAGCCAUAGAACAUCUGAUGAAUGUCACUAUAAAUGAGAAAAUAUGACUUCCUGGUGUGUGUUUUU
Molecule: messenger RNA, 2567 nt
Organism: Chinchilla lanigera (long-tailed chinchilla)
Lineage: Eukaryota; Metazoa; Chordata; Mammalia; Rodentia; Chinchillidae
Gene: Gfod2
Product: glucose-fructose oxidoreductase domain containing 2
Exons: 3
Coding region: 756-1913 (385 amino acids)
Biological process (GO): extracellular matrix organization
Cellular component (GO): extracellular matrix
Molecular function (GO): nucleotide binding
Source: RefSeq, a predicted model, not a curated record